AUGUCUAUCUCACCGACAUACAACCUCGAGCUGCGCCUCCACAUUAUUAAGAAGAUGCCCCCAAAGGCCACUGAGAUUAUUCCGCUGCUCUCCUGCCGCGAAUCUUCACCUCCGUCGUUAGAGCGCAAUAGAAGCGAGCCUCAAUGGCGCACCAACGGCUUCUGGAGCACACAUCCCCACUACAAAGGACGCCCUGAGUACGUUGAGUCCCUCUUCUACGCGCACCGCAUCACAGGUGAGGCACGCUUCCGCGAGUGGGCAUGGGACGCGUUCACGGCGAUGGAGCGGUACUGCAAGGCGCCAUAUGGCUACGCGCAGCUGGCGGGUGUGUACAGAGUGGACCCUGGACAGUGGAGCAGCGAGAGCGGGGGGAGGUGGAUUGACAUGCAUGAGAGCUUCUGGGCUGCCGAGACGCUCAGGUAUCUAUGGCUUGCGUUCAGCGACGCGAAUAUUGCGAGUUUGAAUCGGUAG
This is a messenger RNA of Paraphaeosphaeria sporulosa, 471 nucleotides long. Its product is annotated as seven-hairpin glycosidase. The record is from RefSeq and is a predicted model, not a curated record. Gene Ontology annotation, biological process: carbohydrate metabolic process; N-glycan processing. Gene Ontology annotation, molecular function: calcium ion binding; mannosyl-oligosaccharide 1,2-alpha-mannosidase activity. Gene Ontology annotation, cellular component: endoplasmic reticulum; Golgi membrane. NCBI's taxonomy places the organism in Eukaryota, Fungi, Ascomycota, Dothideomycetes, Pleosporales, Didymosphaeriaceae. The transcript has 3 exons. Bases 1 to 471 code for a protein of 156 amino acids.